Molecule: messenger RNA, 1424 nt
Organism: Magnolia sinica
Lineage: Eukaryota; Viridiplantae; Streptophyta; Magnoliopsida; Magnoliales; Magnoliaceae
Product: malate dehydrogenase, glyoxysomal-like
Exons: 9
Coding region: 94-1164 (356 amino acids)
Biological process (GO): tricarboxylic acid cycle; malate metabolic process
Cellular component (GO): cytoplasm; chloroplast
Molecular function (GO): L-malate dehydrogenase (NAD+) activity
Source: RefSeq, a predicted model, not a curated record
GGCCAUGUAUCUCACAUAAGUUCUCUUCGGGUUUACUCCAGCCAAAACACGCUCUCUCUCUCUCUCUCUCUCUCUCUCUAGAUACUGAGGAAAAUGCAGCCCACAGCUGAGAUUAACCAACGAAUUGCCAGGAUUUCAGCUCAUAUCAACCCUCCCAAUCUACAGAUGGAGGGAAGCUCCAGGUUGAGGCCUGCUGUUUGUCGAUCAAAAGGUGGGGCAUCUGGAUUCAAAGUUGCAAUCUUGGGUGCUGCUGGGGGCAUAGGCCAACCACUUGCAUUGUUGAUGAAGAUGAAUCCAUUGGUUUCAGUUCUACAUCUGUAUGAUGUUGUCAAUUCUCCCGGUGUUACGGCAGACAUCAGUCACAUGGACACGGGUGCUGUGGUACGUGGAUUCUUGGGGGCACCGCAAUUAGAGAGCGCACUUACAGGAAUGGACCUUGUUAUCAUUCCAGCCGGUGUUCCGAGGAAGCCAGGAAUGACGAGGGAUGACUUAUUCAAUAUCAAUGCCGGAAUUGUUAAGACUCUUUGUGAAGGAGUCGCUAAGUAUUGCCCUCAUGCAAUUGUGAAUGUGAUCAGCAAUCCGGUGAAUUCUACUGUCCCAAUUGCAGCGGAGGUUUUCAAGAAAGCUGGUAUGUUUGAUCCCAAACGGCUUUUGGGAGUGACGAUGCUCGAUGUAGUGAGAGCCAAUACAUUUGUGGCUGAGGUAUUAGGAAUUGAUCCCCGGGGAGUUGAUGUCCCAGUUGUUGGUGGCCACGCAGGGGUUACAAUCUUACCCCUUCUGUCUCAGGUUAAGCCUCCAUGCUCCUUCACUGCAGAAGAAAUUAAUUACUUGACAGAUCGGAUCCAGAAUGGUGGCACAGAAGUUGUUGAGGCGAAAGCAGGGGCUGGUUCCGCAACACUAUCGAUGGCAUAUGCUGCAGCUAAAUUUGCAGAUGCAUGUUUGCGCGGCUUGCGAGGUGAUGCUGGCAUUGUUGAAUGUUCAUUUGUGGCUUCUCAGGUCACGGAGCUUCCUUUCUUUGCAUCCAAAGUACGACUAGGCCGCAAUGGAGCAGAGGAGAUCUACCCUCUAGGGCCACUGAACGAAUAUGAGAGAUCCGGCUUGGCAAAGGCAAACAAAGAGUUAGCAGCAAGCAUUGAGAAAGGAAUAUCUUUUAUUAGGAAAUGAUCAAUGGAGAGAGAUGGUUGAUGGGUCACCUCCUAGGCCCCACCAUACAUUUACUUCGCAGGCCUCAACUAUAGGAAAACCACUAAUCACAUGUUCUGGCGCUUCAUCUGGCUGAUCAGCUGCAGUGGAGCAUAAUGAGAAUAAAUCCUGUCAUGGAUCAUGGGUCAUGUGGGAUGUAUUGUGUGUUUGGUCUCGACUGAAAUUUCGUCUUUCAAAAUAAAGAUAGCUCAUGAUGGAUGGCUUCGGCCCUGUGUUUUGCA